Molecule: messenger RNA, 1341 nt
Organism: Melanotaenia boesemani (Boeseman's rainbowfish)
Lineage: Eukaryota; Metazoa; Chordata; Actinopteri; Atheriniformes; Melanotaeniidae
Product: major histocompatibility complex class I-related gene protein-like
Exons: 7
Coding region: 178-1227 (349 amino acids)
Biological process (GO): immune response
Cellular component (GO): external side of plasma membrane
Source: RefSeq, a predicted model, not a curated record
AAGAGAUCGAGCCUCAAGGAAAGGGGCGUAUGAAAAGGGUUUUGUUUUAUUCCGCUCGUCUCCUUCAUCCCGGUCACUUUCCAGAUGAGACGGCGGUGACGCUGCUUUACACUUUGAUGGUGGCACGAGGACUUCCUCCCGAGCAAAGAUUAAAAAUAAAUAAAUAAAUAAAUAAAAAUGAAAACACUGUUGUUGCUCCUCUUCUGUGGCAUGUCGUCAUCAGUGAAAUAUUCACUGACGUAUUUGUCCACCGGAUUUUCUGGAGUCCCAAAUAUGCCAGACUUCAUGAUAACGUCAGAACUCGGACAAGUGCAACUGGAUUACUGCGACACCAACAAAACCAGAAGAAGUUAUCCAGGUUUCUGGGAAAAAAUCAAUCAAAUUGAUCCUCUGUUGCUGAAAGGGUACAGUGAACAUUGUUUUAAUGUUCAGCCACUGGUUUUCAAAGGUGUUUUUAGUAGAUUGAAGGAAAACGACCCAAAUGAAGCUGUCCACAUUUUACAGAGUAUAGCUGGCUAUGAGUGGGAUGAAAGAACUGGAGAUGUGAGCUUCUUUGCACGGUAUGGUUAUGAUGGGGAAGACUUCAUGGAAAUUGACGUGAAAAAAUGGACAUGGAUUGUUCAAAACCCCCUGGCUGCCCCAAUCCAACAAAUGUGGGAGGCCAACCUAGUUGGUACAAACGAUUUGAAAGUAUUGUUCUAUGAGGCUUGCCCUCUGUUGCUCAGGACGUUUGUGUCUCUUGGCCUUAUGGAAAAAGCGCUUCCCUCAGUGUCUCUCCUCCAGAAGACUCCCUCCUCGCCGGUCAGCUGCCACGCUACAGGUUUCUAUCCUAACACAGCUCUGAUGUUCUGGAGGAAAGAUGGAGAGGAGAUCCAUGAAAAUGUGGAACAUGGAGAGCCCUUACCCAACCAUGACUGGACCUUCCAGUUAAGUGUUGAAUUGAUUGUUUCCUCAAUCCCACCUGAAGACUGGAGGAGGUACGACUGUGUGUUUCAGCUCUCUGGUCUACAAAACAACAUCACAACCAUCCUGGACAAAAACCUGAUCAGGACUAAUUUGGAGGGCCUGUCUGAGGUCAGUAUUGCCACGAUUGCAACAGUGGCUGUUGUUAUUGUAGUUAUCAUCGUCGCUUUAGGAUUAACUGCAGUCAAAUAUAAAAGUGUUUUUUCAGAAAGACCCCUUCCAGAAAGAACCAGUUCACCUGCUUCUGACACCGUCUCACUCUGAAAGAGUGUAUCCAGAGGCCAACAAACAAACAGCCAUUACUGAUGUCAAAUAUAAAAAUCUGGAAGUCCUACACCGUCUAGUAUAUAUAUAUAUAUAUAUAUAUAUAUAUAUAUA